UGCAAUCACUACUACUCUUGCUCAGCAAAGGUCUCCAGUUGCAAAGGGAAUGAUGAUUAAUUUUGCGGAGAAUAUAGCCAAUUUUGCUGCUUCAAGUGGAAAGAAGCAUGUUAUUGUGCUAUCCAGUUUAGACUUCCAAAGGCUGCAUAACUUGGAUAUGUCAAGAGGCCCGCAGGUGUAUUAUCUGUCUAACGCGGGAUCGGAAGGAAAAGAUGAUAACUGUGAGAAACUCGGAUUUGGAAGAUUGAACGAGUAUGAUUCAGAAGGAAGAUGUUGGAAGUACCUUAGCUCCGUCUUUGAGAAGAACAGUGAAGAAGAGUUGACCUUCCCUUCAGAAGAUGAACUCGAAGACAUCGACUACUACCCAAGCUUGCCAUUUGCAGCUCUUUUCUCAGCUUUUAAGGCAAAAGGCUUGAAGGUGACAUGUCUGCUAUGUUACUGUUCUGAAGGAGACAACAUUAAUAAAUAGGAGGCCUCAUCCUUAAGUGGUUUAUAACAAAUUAUUAUUCU
Molecule: messenger RNA, 510 nt
Organism: Camelina sativa (false flax)
Lineage: Eukaryota; Viridiplantae; Streptophyta; Magnoliopsida; Brassicales; Brassicaceae
Source: RefSeq, a predicted model, not a curated record